Molecule: messenger RNA, 2355 nt
Organism: Pipistrellus nathusii (Nathusius's pipistrelle)
Lineage: Eukaryota; Metazoa; Chordata; Mammalia; Chiroptera; Vespertilionidae
Source: the annotation of a GenBank genome assembly
AUGGCCCUGCAGAGCCAGGUGCGGUCUCCGGCCACACCCAUACCCAUGGCCGAGAGCUCCCUCUACCGGCAGCGUCUAGAGGUCAUCGCGGAGAAGCGGCGGCUGCAGGAGCAGAUCCGCGCGGCGCGCGGGGAGCUGGAGGAGGAGAAGCUCCGCGUGGAGCGGCUCAAGAGGAAGUCUCUUCGGGAGCGGUGGCUCAUGGACGGGGCUGAGGGACCCGAGGGACCGGAGGAAGCUGCCUUGCAGGACCCCGAGACCCCCGAGGGCCAAGCGCAGGACCGCAUCCGGAACCUGGAGGACAGCUUGUUCACACUCCAGUCCCAGCUGCAGCUGUUGCAGAGCGCAUCCACAGGUGCCCAGCACAAGCCCUCUGGCCGGCCCACCUGGCGCAGGCAGGGUCACCGUCCACUCUCCCAGCCCACUGCGGAGGCAGGGACUGAAGGUCAGACUGAUCUGAACAAGAGAGCCUCUUGGCCAGCAGAGCCAGCGGGCACAUCCCUGGAGUCCCUGGCCGAGCCCGGAGAUGAGGCCGUUGGGGUUCUGCCAGCCCUGAGGCAGGUCCCUGGGGCAGCAGGGGUCUCCUCAGAAGCCAAUGGCCCCUGCCCCAGACCCAGCCCCCCUCUGGAGCAGGAGCACAAUCAGGGGGUGACAGCAGCAUAUGGGGGGGUGGGCGAAGCCAAAGGAGGGGGUGUGGUAAAGGUGGUGUGGGAAGGGCUGAGGCCUACAGAGGACUGUGCCAGGGGGGCCACGGGCCCAGAGCUGGAGGCGAAGGUAGAGGAGAUGGUGCUGGAGGCCAUUGGGGACAGGCUGGAAGCCAGCCGCCCUGAGCUCCCGUCCUGGGUGAAGGAGGACAGGGGAGUCGUGGAGGUGGUCUGGGAAGGGGUGGGAGGCACAGAGGGCAGUGACUCUGAGGCUUCGGGGGAGGCUGGCAGGGGCCCACCGAAGGCGCAGCCCAGCUCCCCGCAGACCAGCUCCCCGAGGCUGCAGGAGGAGCGAGAGGGAGAAGCUUCUGGAACAGGGGAAGGGCCUCCCAGGGGCAGCUCUGAUGGCUUUAGGCAGGGGGGCCCUGGGGGAGAGGAGGGAUCCUUUAUCUGGGUGGAGAGAGUGACCCUCAGCGAGGAGUGGGAGGAACUUAUGGUGGAAGGGGUGGAAGGGCCGAGGGCACUAGGGAAGGAGGGAGGAGGUGAGAGUCCUCCGGGGGUGGGGAGGCUGGGGGGCGAGGAAACCUGGGAAACGGAGAGGAGACGGGCAGAGGAAUCGCUGGGCACAUGGAAGAAAGGAGGUGAGGAACAGGCAGGGGCAGCGUGGGAAGGAAUAGACACGUCGCUGGCGGCGGAGAAGAAGGGAAGGGAGGAACCCGUGAAGCCAGAGAGGAGGAGAGGGGAGGGGAAUGCGGAGACGGAGAGGGACGGCGGCGAGGACGCUUUGCCAGCAGAAAGCGAGGGAACGAAGGGACCGAUGGAGGGAGGCGAGGAGCCACUGGGAACAGAACAGCGUGGAGGCGAGGAGAAGCUGGAGGCAGAGAAGGACGCUGAGGGGCCAGUGGGAGUAGAAAGCAAGGCAGUUGAGGGGUCGUUGAGGCCUGAGGAGGAAAGGGGAGAGGGAAAGCUCGGGGCGGAUAAGGGAGUCGAGGAAGCACCGGUCGUAGAGAAGAAAGGAGAUGAAGAAAAGCUGGAGGCGACGGAGGAACCGUUGACGACAGAGAGGAAGGAGGGUGAGGGAUCACUAACAGCAGAGAGAACAGGAGAUGAGGAGCCACGGGAUGAAGAGGAAAAAGAUGAGGAAUCACCGAAGGCAGAGAGGAUAGGAGGUGAGGGGCCAUUGGCGGCAGAGAGAACGGGAGGUGAGGGGCCAUUGGAGGCAGAAAGAACAGGAGCUGAGGGGCCAUUGGAAGCAGAGAAGAGCCAAAAGGUCCAGGAAGACGUGAGUCCAGAAGCUCAGAGAGAGUCUGGAACUGGAGAGGAGUGUCAGGCAGAGAAGGUGAGUGAGGCAGGGGCUUCCCCGGGGGCCCAGGAAGAGCUCAGGCCCGAGGAGGAAGGGCCGCAGCCGUCCCAGGAGAAGCAGGAAGGCUCGCCGGAGGAGGAGGAGGAGGAGGAAGCAGCGAAGCCUCAAACCCUUGCCCAGGGCCAGGACCCCUCAGGGGAUGCCACGCCCCUCCUGGCAGAGACCCCAGCUCCUGAGCAGCCCGCCGAGUGCCAGCCACUGCUUCCGGUGGAGGAGCCCAAGGCCAACCCCAGUGCCCACCCCGUGCCCACCUAUGCACCUGCCCAGCAGCCCGAGCCCUCCGCUCCUCCUGAGGGUGAAGAGGCAAGCGGCCCUAAGCAAAAGACGUGCCAGUGUUGUGCGGUGAUGUGA